GAAUUCCCCAUUCAUGUUAGCGUUUCUCUAUAAGCCUUUCAGUUUACCCCUCAAACUCUACAAGGAAACAUCUAACUUUGAGUUCUUACUUUAGUUUUACGAAGCAUCACAAUGUUUGAAUCGUUCAAUUGGAAUUCGGGAGUGGAUUUGAAGAAAUAUCGUGAUGUCAAGCAACGCUUUGUGAAGAAAGUAGGGGACUUGGAGCGCAGAGGAGUUAUGUGGGGUCGAUUAAUUGGUAUCGAAGACGGCAAGGAUGAUGCUCUCUUCCGUUUUAUGCGAGAGAUUAUCUAGGCUGGCUGACAAAAUUUGAAAAAUGUAUCGCGGUGUUUCCUAUAAGUUGCUUUAAAGUAAGACAAGAAUAAACGCGUUCAAUAAACAAAA
Molecule: messenger RNA, 381 nt
Organism: Drosophila eugracilis
Lineage: Eukaryota; Metazoa; Arthropoda; Insecta; Diptera; Drosophilidae
Exons: 2
Coding region: 112-291 (59 amino acids)
Source: RefSeq, a predicted model, not a curated record